AUGCUAUCAGUGCGAGAUGUUCUUCUGCUUGUGCUCUGCACCCGACUGGCAGAUGCGUCGCCGCUGUUGGCGAGGUAUGCCAACACCACUUUGAGCCGAUCAGCAUACGCCUCGACCUCAUCGAGCACAACUAGCUACGCAUACAUACAACCCGCGCAUGCAGACAUUACCUCCACGUCGAAGACAUGCACGACUUCUACGGAGUCAGAACCGGACCUCCCACCAUCGGAGUCGCCUUCAGCAUACGGCUUGGGAGUUCUCACUGCCCCGGCUCCGACUACGCCGCCAGCACCAACGUUUACAUUUGUCGGACAGGGAUCGACAUCAGAAGCAGCGCCGCAUUAUACUUAUGCACCGGAACAAUCAAGCAGUAGCAUAGGAGUCGCGUCAGCAAGCAGCUACAGCACACGACGGUACCGCAACGUGUCCACCAUCACUCGAUCCAGCAGCACUCUGAUCACGCUUUACACGACUGUGCAACCGAAAGGAUAUGGUGCUCUGCAGACCGGCUCGAGAGGCGAUGUCACUGUCACUUCAAUAACGACCAUCUAUCCAGAUGUAGCGUCCUCUUCUAGCUUAUCGCAGAAGCCUGAGCAGACGGCGUCCAGUUCCGAUGCUGGAGCACAUGGCAAUGAAGCUCCGGCACAUACGAGCUCAUCAAAACCCAAAGCAUCUGCUACCGGCUCGAAGGAGGCUCCCCAAUAUUCUAGCACAAGUGAAGACGAGGCAACGACGACCUCGAGCGAACAUAGUGCUACCUCGACCAAGAUAUCGACAACAUUGUUCGCAUAUGAGCCAGCAGACGAUGAGACUACAUCAACAACCGCUUACAGCACCGCGACCACGACAGAAAGCUCAGCCACGAGCACAUCACAGUCAAGUCAACCAUCCUACGCCUACCCACUGCCUAAUUCCUCAGGUAGCGAGGCGGUGGUCAUCAGCACAUCACCCUCGGAGCAGCCAUCAUACGCCUACCCUCUUCCAUAUUCCUCAAGCAGCGAGGCAAUCACCACCGCAGAGCCCUCUGCAACGGCGUACGGCCCAGCGACAGUUCAAACAAGCUGGCCCCCUGUCAUCGUCAGCUCAUAUGCCGACUUAGCAGCUCCAAGCUCGACAAUGGCUCAGUCGUCGACGUCAACAAUACUCGGGGGCAUCACGAUCGUGCCCGUCAAUCCAUAUUCAACUGCCGGUGCCGACGAGGACAAGGUGACCGUGACCGUGACCGUGACCGUGACCGUGACCGUCACCGAUGCUGGCGUGACCGAAACGGUGACGGUUGCGAAGGAGACUGUUACUGUGAAGGCGUAUUGA
This is a messenger RNA of Fulvia fulva, 1311 nucleotides long. RefSeq lists its product as uncharacterized. NCBI's taxonomy places the organism in Eukaryota, Fungi, Ascomycota, Dothideomycetes, Mycosphaerellales, Mycosphaerellaceae. The record is from RefSeq and is a predicted model, not a curated record. Bases 1 to 1311 code for a protein of 436 amino acids. The transcript has a single exon.